This is a messenger RNA of Brachypodium distachyon (stiff brome), 2123 nucleotides long. RefSeq lists its product as uncharacterized. The transcript is spliced from 3 exons. The record is from RefSeq and is a predicted model, not a curated record. Bases 362 to 1822 code for a protein of 486 amino acids. NCBI's taxonomy places the organism in Eukaryota, Viridiplantae, Streptophyta, Magnoliopsida, Poales, Poaceae.
CUUUUAAACACCUUCCCUCGUUUUCUCUCUGCGCUCAAGAAAACAAAUAUUUCCUUGAACAUUUCUCCGAAGCAUCCAAACAUCGUCCAUGUAUGCGACUUAUUGUAAAUAAUCCGCGUAUUCUUAUUGCUUUGCCUGAAUUUUGCUUUGACAUAAUAAACAUACAAUUCCUUCGUUUUUAAUCAUUUGUUGCGUUCAAAGCGGGGGGUCCCGAGUGGGAGAGAGGAGUAGAGCAGGCAGAGAGGCCUUUAAAUAGGUUCAGCUCCUGCCGUCCAAUUCUUAAACACAAGCACUACGGCCGGUUGAACAGAGAGCACAUAACUAGCUUGGCUUAGCUAGCUCGAUCCAUUCCAUUUCAUCCAUGGCGCUCUCCACUCUGCUCCUUCCCACGGCCGCCUCCGCCGCCGACACCUCCGACCGCCGCCGCCAGCACCACGGCAAGCGCAAGAAGAAGCCGCCACCGUCGCCGUCGCCGAGGACGACCCCGCCGCCAGCAGCACGAACUAGUACUAGCGGAAGCCGCCACCGCGCCGCCGCGUCGCCCUCCAAGAUCAAGAGCCCCGCCGCCGCCAUGGAUGCCAGCUCCAAGCUCGGCGCCGCCGGAAAGAGCCACCAGCGCCACCACUCCAAGCCGUCCAAGAAGGCGGCGGCGUCUUCUUCUUCCUCCUCCUCGUCGUCUUCGUGGGAGCAGCUGAAGAGCCUGCUGAGCUGCCGCAGCGCCACGGCGGCGGCGCGCGUGCACGACCCGGCCGCAUCUUCUUCCUCGGCGCGUCUCCGUGCCGGCGGCGCCUGCGGGGCGUCGCUGUGCUCCAUCCGCGACGUGCUCAUCGACGGCGGCGCCUCCGCCUCCUCCGUCGCGUCCUCCGCCGCGCCGCUGAACCGCUCCUCUCGCCGGACCCACCGCUCAGUGACCCCGUCCAGUACCGGCGGGCACCCUUCGUCGCUGAGGGGCCUCUCCGGCUGCUACGAGUGCCGCGCCAUCAACGUCGAGCCAGUCUCAAGGCGGUAUCCGAGGCCGAGGGAGCUGUGCCCUUGCUCCCAGUGCGGCGAGGUCUUCACCAAGGCCGAGAGCUUGGAGCACCACCUGGCCAUUCGCCAUGCCGUGUCGGAGCUGGGGCCGGAGGACUCGGGGCGGAACAUCGUGGAGAUCAUCUUCAAGUCGAGCUGGCGGCAGCAGCGGCAGAGCCCCGUGGGCAUGGGCGCGGCCAUGUGCCAGAUCGAGCGCAUCCUCAAGGUCCACAACCCGGCCCGCACGGUGGCCCGCUUCGAGUCCUACCGCGACGCCGUGCGCGCCCGGUGCCGCGCGGCCACGGCGGCCACCACCCGCGCCGCCGCCGACGGCAACGAGCUCCUCCGCUUCCACCCCGCCCGCCUCUCCUGCGCCCUCGGCCUCGCCGGCUCCUCCUCCCUCUGCUCCUCCACCACCGCCGCCGACGAUACAGAUCCCCAAUCAGCUUCGGCUACUCCCUCUGGCAAUGGCGAGUGCUGCGGGGUGUGCGCGGCGAUCCGGCACGGGUUCGCGCCGUGGGCCGGGGAGCACGCGCUCGGGGUGCGCACCACGGCGAGCAGCGGCCGCGCGCAUCAGGGCGCCGGGGCUGCCGGGGAUGGGGCAGGGAGCGCGAGGGCGAUGCUGGUGUGCCGGGUGAUCGCGGGGCAGGUGAGGAAGGCCGGAGGAGAAGAAGAGGGGCUGUUCGACUCGGUGGCCGGGGAGGAGGAUGGCGGCGGCGCGUAUGGGAGCAUGGAGGAGCUCUUUGUCGCCAACCCGAGGGCCAUCCUGCCCUGCUUCGUCGUCAUCUACCGUGUCGCAGCUCCCUCAUGUUGACACGUACACAAAACUCUACUGUAUUAUCGAUAUAUACCUUUUGUUGUACUUAACUACAGUACUACGGAGUAAGUGUGAUUUGAUUAAUUUUGUACGUACGCGUUAAUUAGUUAGUUUUUGGCUUACAUGCUAUGUAUACUGCUAUAUGUUCGCCCACAAAGAACAGUACGUACAAGUUCACAAGUUCUUGCUUGAUUGCUUCUAUACAUGCAUGUAUACUAGUAGUGCUACGUACAUUCUAAUGGAGAUAGUGUUUGUUAGUAAUUUGGAUCAACUUUGCAGUAAGUAUCGUUUAUGAUUA